AUGAAUACCGUGCGAUAUCAUCACACAGCAACUACAUUAACAAAUGGAUUGGUAUUAGUUGCUGGCGGAAACGGUAACGGUGAUAGUAGUCUCAAUAGUGCUGAAUUGUACAAUUCAUCAACAGACACUUGGACAACCACAGCAAACAUGAAUGUCGGACGAGUAGAUCACACAGCAUCCACAUUAGCAAAUGGAUCAGUAUUAGUUACAGGUGGACAGAACGGUCGGGCUGGUUAUUUCAAAAGUGCUGAAUUAUACAACGAAUCAACAGGUAAUUGGACAAUCACAGGAAGCAUGAGUAUCGUACGAAGAUUUCACACAGCAACCAUAUUAGCAAAUGGAUUAGUAUUAGUUGCUGGUGGAUACAACAGCGAUGGUUAUCUUAAUAGUGCUGAAUUGUACAAUCCAUCAACAGGCACUUGGACAACCACAGCAAACAUGAAUGUCGCACGACAAGAUCACACAGCAUCCAGAUUAGCAAAUGGAUUAGUAUUAGUUACAGGUGGACACAACGGUGCUAGUUCGCUGAAUAGCGCUGAAUUGUACAAUGAAUCAACAGGUACAUGGACAAUCAUAGGAAACAUGAAUGCCGCUCGACAAUAUCACACAGCAUCCACAUUAGCAAAUGGAUUAAUAUUAGUUACAGGUGGAUGGAACGAUGAUGUUAAGUAUCUCAAUAGUGCUGAGUUGUACAAUCCCUCAAUUGGCACUUGGACAACCACAGGAAACAUGAAUACCGCACGACAAUAUCACACAGCAUCCAGAUUAGCAAGCGGAUCAGUAUUAGUUGCUGGUGGAUCGUCCAGUGCUAGUCGUCUCAAUAGUGCUGAAUUGUACAAUCUAUCAACAGGCACUUGGACAAUCACAGGAAUCAUGAGUAUCGCCCGACAUUAUCACACAGCAUCUAUAUUAGCAAAUGGAAAAGUAUUAGUUACUGGUGGAGAAAGCGUUACUGCUUUUUUCAACAGUGCUGAAUUUUAUUUAUCAACAUAG
Molecule: messenger RNA, 993 nt
Organism: Adineta steineri
Lineage: Eukaryota; Metazoa; Rotifera; Eurotatoria; Adinetida; Adinetidae
Source: the annotation of a GenBank genome assembly